GUUAGAGGAAAUGCUGGGGCAACGGCUACACAUUGGUGGGGGCGAGCACUGCAUGUGGCGGGAGCAGGCGAUUUUACCGACAUCGGAGGGCGGGUCGACGAGCAGGUGUUGAAUGAGGAAGAAGAAAACCGUGGUCCGUUGGAUAUUGAGAGAAAUUCAACUGAAUUCAUCAUUUUUUUGACAGCUGUUCAAUAGCCAACCCAAUAUUAUUUUUGAGAAUGAAAUAAUUAAUCAAUUAAAGACCUAAUUAGCUAGUUUGUGCAAGAAAUUGUAAAUUUGUUUGAGUUUCCUAGAAUACUACUAAUUAAUACUCACUCCGUCCCAUAAUAUAAGAACGUUUUUUAUAUUAAUGUAGUGUCUACAACAUUUUUAUAUUACGAGACGGAGGGAGUAUUAAUUAAAUAAUACUGUAUGUUUUAGGAGGGACAGCGGGCACAGGGAGACGAUGUUGGUGCCGGCACACCGGAUGGGUAACACCGAGCUUCCACCGGACGACGGCUACACGUGGCGCAAGUACGGCCAGAAGGACAUCCUCGGCUCCAGGUUCCCCAGGAGCUACUACCGGUGCACCCACAAGAACUACUACGGGUGCGACGCCAAGAAGAAGGUGCAGCGCCUGGACGACGACCCCUUCAUGUACGAGGUCACGUACUGCGGCAGCCACAGCUGCCUCACCUCCACCACCCCGCUGCUCAACUUUCCCACCGCCACCGCCACCGCCACAGCCACCGCUACCAACUCUCCGACCGCCGCGACAGGCUCCGGCCUCGCCCCUGCGGACCACUUCAUGACACAGACCGACCAGGCGGCGGUGUCGACAUCAAUGCACCUCGGCGUCGGCUGGAUGCCGGCAAGCUUCCAGGGCGUUGUGGCAGCGGGCUCCGGCGCCGGCGUGCAGACGAGCGUGUCCACCGCAGCGAGGGACACGGAUUACCCGGCGCUGGAUCUCGCCGACGUCAUGUUCAACUCCGGCGGUAGCACGGCCAUCAGCUUGGACGGCAUCUUCUCUUCUCAUCAUCGAAGUGAUAGCUAGAAGGACGGCCAUAUGCAAGGAAUGAUCUGGAUUAUUCGUUCUCAUAGUCGAUUUCGUACGUAGAGAAGUAGCUAGCAUGAUUUAUGUCUGGUUGCCCGUCGUUAAUUUGAUUUACUUAUACAUAGUUGUAGCCUCUGUUAGACUAAUUAGCAAUUUUUGAUGUCGUUUAUUCAGAUAUAAAUUACUUUACAGCUGUGGUAGAAAUAUUGAUCUUGAUCUUAUAUGCGGAAGUUCACAUAUGGAACACUGAACUAGCACAUCUACAGAAUUUGCAAGAACAACAAGCGCAUGAAACAAUAACAGGGUGAUUAGAUGCCUUGGCAGUUUUCCUCCCUUCCCCUGGCAUGUCAAAAACUCAAUAAAGUCAAGGGCACCGA
Aegilops tauschii subsp. strangulata is the source of this 1410-nucleotide messenger RNA. RefSeq lists its product as uncharacterized. NCBI's taxonomy places the organism in Eukaryota, Viridiplantae, Streptophyta, Magnoliopsida, Poales, Poaceae. Gene Ontology annotation, biological process: regulation of DNA-templated transcription. Gene Ontology annotation, molecular function: transcription cis-regulatory region binding; DNA-binding transcription factor activity. The record is from RefSeq and is a predicted model, not a curated record. Gene Ontology annotation, cellular component: nucleus.